AUCACUUCCCUGUGUGCGGAGUAAGAGAGCUCUAGCUUACACCUUUUCACUUCAUAUUCAUGGUUGAUCAUUUCCAGAGAGCAAUCCAAGUUCUUGACUUAGCUCUGUCUGUCCCUGUACAGUGAGAACCAUGCUGUACAUAGAGCUGAUCAGGCUGUGGGAUGAGGCAGUGAAGGCAAUAGACAGCCGGGACUGGCAGGGCGCUCUCUCCAAGCUCAACCAGAUAACUGAUCACAACUGUCGCACUCUGUUUGUGGUUGCUUCGACACACAUUGCACUGGGUCGGGUGGACCUGGCCAUCAAGGCAUUAGACCAGGUAAUUGCAAAGGAUCAGUGUCUUGCUGUUGGAUUUUUUCAGAGGGCUGCAGUUCAUAUGAUGGCAAACAGACUGGAGGAGGCAUUGUCUGAUUGUAUAUGGGCUCAGAAAUACAUGAGAGAAAACCCUGUCAUUGACUACAAACAGCUGGGUCUGCGAUAUAAAAUGUACAGUUGGCAGGUUCUUUAUAAUGCAGCAGCAGUUCACUCUAGACUGCAGCAAUGGGACAAAGCCAGAGACACCUUGCAGGCAGCUUCACAGGAGAGAGGAGGGCGGGUCAACCUUAUAGACACAGCUUUAGAAACUAUUUCUAGGAGAGAAGUUUUGGCACCUCUCCUAGUUCCAGAGGGUGAAGUUUUUCGUCCCAGGAAGCAGGAGGUAGAGCAGCUUAAGCCGAGGGACUUUCUGGGUGAAGCCAAGGUCAUCACUUCUUUGAUUCCAAAUGAUGACUUCAGAGGCUUUGAUCCUCUCAGACCACAGAAACCAGGGUACUAUGAGCCAAAGGUAGAAGAAGGCCAGGACUCUCGUUACAUGAUAACGAAGAAUGCAUAUGUGGCAAAGGGGCCAGGGGAUCUAACAGUGCCUGCUGGAGCAGAAGUGUUUGUGUACAGCGAUGAGGACAGAGAUGGACUGGCAAUAGUCAUUUAUGAUGGAAAGAGAGGUCUGGUUCCAAAGAACCUGCUUGAAGCAAGGGGCAAGAAAAACAAGAUUAAAAACAAGCGAACUGAAUUGGCCAGUGGCAUCCCACACCCACCAUCCUUAAAACCCCCGAAUCGACCCCAAGGUCUAUCUCAACCUCCACCAGAGUUGCAUCCUACCAAUGCCAGCGCUGCCCACACAACUCCUCCAAUAAACAUCAACUCCACCCGCAUCCAUUCCCAGCAGGCCCCAACUUCACCUCAGGAGCCUGGAUCUGUCAUUGUCAAGGUGCACUACACAUAUAGCAUGGCUCUAAAAGUUCCUUUAGAAACACCAUUCCGGGACCUGCAGGAGAAAAUUGCUCAGAAAUUAGGACAGCCUGUGACAAACAUUCGCCUCAGACACAAGAAGCAUGGUACCACACUACUGACACCAUUGGAUGGAGAUGAUGGACUGGAUAGCCUUGAGGACGUGGCUGAAACAGGACGUGCCACAAUUUGGUGUCAGACUGAGGACUCUCUAGCCAACAGGACCAUUCUCUAUCAGAUGGUGGCACUGUAUGACUACACUGCACAAGGCCCAGAGGACCUGGAAUUCAGUGAAGGGGACACUAUUGACAUUCUCAGUGAAGUGAAUGAGGAGUGGUUGGAAGGACACACUGCUGGAAAUAUUGGCAUCUUCCCCCGAAGUUUUGCUCAUCGGGAUACAGACAGCAUUAGUAGGGCAUCAACAGAUUGACACAACCCAUGCAGAUCUACAGAUGUCAUAUAAGAAUUGAAUCAAUGGAAACAAUCUUGUAAAUAUCUGCAUAGAAAUUGCUUAAAGGCAACUCUCACUCUUCCUUCUAAAGAAUAUCCAUCUGUUGAAAUGAAUGAUCAAAAGAACUUUUGGGCAUUGGUUUUGAGUGAUUAAAUCAUAUUAAAUAAUGAAAUGUCAGUCAGAUGAUAAGAAAGUUGACAAGAUUGACCUUUGUUCCUCCAUUAGUAUCCUGAUUCAAGAAGGACAAAGAAAAGUCAGCAUAGAGAUUCGAUUAAUGGCACACUUUAUAAUAAUAAAAUAAAAAAAUACAGAUUUAUUUUUCAUCUUUAGUCUACCUUUCUUAGUUACAUUCGUAUUAAAAUAUGGAGUGUCUAUUUGCACUAGGUGUAAAUAGCACCUGCCACACAGCGUGGCUAUUUGCACUCCAAUAGUCUGGUGGAAACACAGAAAUUAAAGACAAACUAUGUUGCCAAGUGUGGCUGCAAUGGUGUAGUGUGUAAAGACAGUGAGGAUUUUUAUACUGACAACCCAGAUUCAAUUCACCUUUUUGUCUCACUUUUUGCCAUUCUGUUUCCUGUCUCCACUCUUAAUAUUUCUUUGAAUACUACUUAUAAUAAUAAAUUAAAAUUACUAUAAAGGUUGAUUUCCUCACAGUGAUUUGGUCACUGUGAAGUUCGUGGAGUUGAGACAAAUAUUUUAUCCAGAUAAAAUAAACCAUGUUUUUACUAUAGUAAUAUUGUAGUAACCAUGUUUUUUGGCAGAAGCCAAUUGGAAUUAACCAUGGUUUUGCUACAGUAAUAUGGUGUUAAUUUAGUAAUAAUAUUUAAUUUAGUGGUUAUUAUGAUUUUUCUACAAAAUACUACGGUGAUACUAUGGUUACUGUAGUAAAAACUGUCAUUAAUUUUUGGAGAGUAAGUUUAGGGUUAGGUUUAGGUGUUGGGGUUGGUGUAGGGUGUCUGUGGGACUCUAAAUAAACACACUGCAGUGAUGCCCCUAUACUGUAUGUUAGUAGGGGUGCAAAUAGUAUCUGCCAUCAGCAUCUAAAACUGUUUGCACUUAGUACAAAGAAGAUGCUUUUUGUUGCUAAUAACAGUUAUUUUAAAUAGCAUCUAUCCCUAUUAGUCACAAAUAGCCGCUCCCUUAAAAAUAUGAUGAAUUUCCCAUUAUAACUGUUCCUUGGUUUACUGUAUAAAUAAGAUUAAAUUUGACCUUGUGUGAUAGAGAUUACAGCUACUCUCUUUAAGUGCUCUUAAAUGGAAAGUAGUAGCAUUUGGGAAUUUAAGCUGUCUAAAGUGAAAUAUAUAAUGGUAUCGGAAUGCCUGAAUUCUGUGUGAAUUAAAAACCAACAGGAGUCUUUUGGCUCUCUUUGCAGAGUGACUUCAUUUAGUAUUAAUAGAAAAGGUACUUUCAGGUAUUUUCAGAGAUCACACAACACAGGCCAAAUCCAGAGUUUUAAAUAGUGUUCCAUGGGAUGCCAGCUCUGGUUUACAUCAUUACCACCCACUUCCUCUUAACCUCCAACUGAAACAGUAUCUACCAUACAUAAACUGAACAGCAGUGCAAAAUAAUUAAGUUCAGAAUUUCUGGAAUGAGCAGUCCAUUUGGAGUGCUUUGAGUGUGUAUGCGAAUAGGUAACUGAGUCUGUACUUUAUUUACAGUAUGACUUACAACUGAAGUCAAUUAUGCUCUCCUUUACCAUGCAUAAAGAUGCAAGCAUAAAGAUCAAUGAGCAUCUCUUGUCAAUCUAGACCUAUUAUUUGUUCAUUAAUUGCUGCCAGUAUGGCCUAAUGCCAGGAGCAGUAAUUGCAAAUUAACAAUGAAUUUGACUCAUUUGUCCCAAUGGCAGCACCUUAAAGGGCUGUAAAUCAGUGGGUUGGAGACCAAGAAGGACAAAGAAAAGUCAGCAUAGAGAGUUGGUUUGUGGCACACUUUUUAAUAAUAAUAAUUUAAAAAAAAAACAAAAAAAAAAAAAACAGGUACAGUUUUAUUUUUCAUCUUUAGUCUACCUUUCUUAAUUACUCUUAUAAAAACUGCUAAUUACUUUGUUUUUAUUAAUUUAAUACUUUAAAAUGUUCCUAAAUAUUCUUUCUUAGUUUAUUUCACAGUUUAAUUUUAUUACUCUGUAAACUCACUCUUAUUUCAUAAAAUAAAAUAUACUUAGUCAUAUUUCUUAUUUCAUAUCUUUAACUGAUAUUUUAUUUGUUCAUAUUAUUCGUUUACACCAUGCACUAUUGUAAUUUUACAUUCGUUUUCUUAUUUUGCAUCAUUUCCCAUUGUACAUGCAUGUUGGCUUACAUCUUAUGCUGCUGUGCUGCAAAUGCUUUGGAAUAACAAGUGUACAGGUUUGCCUAUGUCAGUUCAAUAAAGCAUGGU
Molecule: messenger RNA, 4087 nt
Organism: Myxocyprinus asiaticus (Chinese sucker)
Lineage: Eukaryota; Metazoa; Chordata; Actinopteri; Cypriniformes; Catostomidae
Gene: noxa1
Product: NADPH oxidase activator 1
Exons: 16
Coding region: 131-1693 (520 amino acids)
Biological process (GO): superoxide anion generation
Molecular function (GO): superoxide-generating NADPH oxidase activator activity; protein binding
Source: RefSeq, a predicted model, not a curated record